Panicum hallii is the source of this 958-nucleotide messenger RNA. Its product is annotated as protein EMBRYO DEFECTIVE 514. The record is from RefSeq and is a predicted model, not a curated record. Gene Ontology annotation, cellular component: chloroplast. Gene Ontology annotation, biological process: chloroplast organization; chloroplast rRNA processing. NCBI's taxonomy places the organism in Eukaryota, Viridiplantae, Streptophyta, Magnoliopsida, Poales, Poaceae.
CUCUCUCCUCGGACGGAACGGAAGACCCCCAGAACCCCAAACCCUACACGAACCCAGAGCAGCCUCCGCCGGCGCCGACACUUCGAGCUCCGCUUCUGCCUUCCACGCGUCUCCGAUAUGGCUGAACCGGAGGUGGAGGUGGCCGCCGCCGCAGCGAUGGAAACCGAGGCGCAGGCAGCCGCUGGUCAGAAGAGGGAGCGGGAGGAAGAGGGUGAUCCCGCCGCUGAGGGCGGCGAGGCGGCGGCGGAGGAAGAGGCGGCGGCUAAGAAGCCUAGGGUGGAUGGGGAUGCCAAGGAGGAAAAGGAGGGGACGAAGGAUGAAAAGGAGGGAGAGGAGGCGGAGGGCAAGCCCGUGAAGCUGGGGCCGAAAGAGUUCACCUCGGCCGUCGAGAUGUUCGACUACUUCUUCGCCCUGCUCCACUCGUGGGCGCCGCAGCUUGACUUCAAUAAGUAUGAACAAAUGGUGCUAGAGGACUUGCUGAAGAAGGGCCAUGCUGAGCCUGCUAAGAAGAUUGGGGCCGGAAUUGAAGCAUUUGAGAUCCGCAACCACCCCGUGUGGCAAAGCCGCUGUUUCUUUGUCCGCAGGGUUGAUGGAUCAGCGGACGAUUUCAGCUUCCGCAAGUGCGUUGACAACAUCCUGCCCCUCCCUGAGGACAUGAAGAUUGGCACCGGCAAGAAGUCUGGUGGCCACCACAAGGGUGGCGGUGGGGGCCGUGGAGGAGGGCGUGGAGGAGGGGGCCGAGGUGGCUGGCGCGGUGGGCGUGGCCGUGGUAGGAGAGGCGGCUAGGUAGUUUACAAGCCCUGCAAUUUUUCCCGGUUAGUGCUUGGGCGGUCGUGAAAAUGAAGGGCAUUUAUGUUGUUUUAUGUGGGCUUCUGUCCUAAAGACUGAUGAUGCCCAUUUCUGAACCUUGAAACUGGGAGGUGAUCUAUGUCAAAUGCUUACGCCACGCUAUUCCUAC